AAACGUCAGUUCAGGAGCUAAAUCGCUAUUCUUUGGCACCUAUAUAAAUGGACACAAAUAUUAAUAUGGGUCGCAACGCAUAUAAUAAUAUAUGAAUGUAUAUAAACUGAUAUUUGCAUUCAAUCGUUUCUAUUUUUACUGUAAUUUCUAAUCAGUUAAAGGGCCGAUCCCGAUAUUAUUUCGGAGAAUAAAACUGGAUACUUUUGUGUUAAAAUCCCUUAAAAUCCUCUACCUUAGGGCCGAGCAACUAACUCAAUAUAUUUGAUACGUUUUCAAACAACUUAAACCCGUCAGUCUUAAUCUGGAAGUGGGGACCGGUGCCCCAAGCUGUAUUCUGCGGUGUCUGGAUAAAACCAGACAUUUAUUUUAUAAGAAUAAUGUGUAGGUGAAAUUUACCUUUCGUUAUCAAGUACAGCACAUGGGUCAUUCACUGUAUAAACCUCUAAAGGAACAGGAAUCGAUUAUCAGGUCACCCAACGAAAGAAUUGACCCAAAAUCUUAAAAGGGUAAUACGUGUCCGGAUAAGCAGCUUUGACGUUCACGUCCAAAUGCCUCAAUAUUUCAAGCUGAAAUUUUGAGACAAGAACGUAAAAGAAGUGAAAGUCGUGCAGGUGAUAUUUAUACAUAUGAGGAGGCUAUAGUUCAGACAGGUUAUGGAAAGUUUCAAGUAUUAUUGGUGUUAUUAUGUGGUUGGGCUGUAUCUAGUGAUGCUGUAGAGGUCUUAUCUGUAUCAUUUCUACUACCAUCAGCAACAUGUGAUCUCAAUCUUACUUCAUCUGAUAAAGGAUGGCUGAAUGCUAUUGUAUUUGUGGGUAUGAUGGUAGGAGGGUAUUUUUGGGGUUCGUUAGCUGAUAAUUUAGGAAGAAGAUCUGUAUUAAUGUGGUCGUUGACUGUUAAUGGAUUAGGUGGUUUGUUAUCUAGUACAUCACAAGUCUUCUGGUUGUUUCUUAUAUUAAGAUUUAUCAGUGGUAUUGGUGUUGGUGGUAGUAUACCUGUUAUAUUUACUUAUUUUGUCGAGUUUCAACCUAAAAAUAAAAGAGGCUCUAUGAUAAGUCUGCUGGCUACAUUCUGGAUGGGUGGUAAUAUUCUAGCGGCAGGGUUAGCUUGGUUAGUUAUACCACAUGAAGGAUUAGGCUAUUUCUCUCCUACAUUUAAAUAUAACAGUUGGAGAAUAUUUAUUGCAUUAUGUACCAUACCUAGUCUGUCAUCAGCAGCUAUGUUUGUUCUCAUGCCAGAGAGUCCCAAAUUUCUUCUUCGGACAGGUAAAGAAUUAGAAGCUAUUAGAACUUUACAGAAAGUACAUCACACAAAUAAACACAAAGAACCAUUCAAAGUGCAAGCGCUAGUACUAUCAGAUAACGAGAAAGAUAAUAUUGAUAGUAUGGGUAUGUCAGAUAGACAUGAACAAAAUAAACACACUAAUAAUUCAAAGUGGUACCAAUGUAUAAAUAUAAAAUCUAUUAAACAGCUACUGGUAUCCACAAAAACUUUAUUUACUGGCAGUUUAGUUAAACCUACAAUUAUACUUUUAAUCAUAAAUUUUACUCUUUCGUUUGGAUAUUAUGGCUUAUUUAUGUGGUUUCCUGAGUUAUUUAACAGAAUAGAUAAAUAUGGUGGUACACCAUGUAACCCAGGCGUUAUCAAUACUACAGCAACAUAUAAUAAUAGUACCUCAGAUUGUGGAACACCUAAUGAUUGGGUAUUUUUUGAAGGCUUCAUGACUGCUUUAUCCAAUCUGCCUGCUAAUAUAUUUACUAUUAUAAUGAUGGAUAGACUGGGUAGAAAGACAUUAUUAGCUUCAAGUAUGGUCAUAUCUGGUAUAUGUGUAUUUUUUAUAUGGUUUGUUCAAACUAAAGUAGAGAAUUUAGUUAUGUCUUGUUUAUUUGGUAUGGUAUCAACAGUAGGCUGGAAUGCACUUGAUGUUCUUUCAGCUGAAGCUUUUCCAACAGAAGUUAGGUCAACAGCUAUGGGUAUUCAGCAAGCACUAGCACGUGUUGGAGCUAUUCUAGGAAAUAUUAUAUUUGGUGAACUAGUUGACGUUCAUUGUGCUAUACCAAUGUUAUUAGUGGCAGCCUUAUUAGCUUUUGGUGGACUGGUUUCAAUACGUUUACCUAAUACAACUAAUAAAGAUAUUCAUUGAGUUAACAUAUUUCAUAAUAAAUGUAUCAAUUUAACAUUCCAUAAUAACUGCCAUAGUUGAUUAAUUUUAAAACCCUGUAACAAAAUAAAUUAAGUUGAUGUUACUGGUAUUAUUAGGUUGUAGUGGAUGCAUGAUAUUUGAUUAGUGGAGAUUUGUAGUGCAUAUCUGGACCUGAAUAUGACAUUCAUGUUAAUCAGCUACAACCUCAGUACAUGUAUACUGCAGUAUCACCCCAACGAAUGAAAAGCUCAAAUUUACACUUUCAUAGAAACAAUAAUGGAUUUGUCACUGGUAUUAUUAGGACCGUUGCUAGAUUUUGUUUAUGGUAGGUGUGUGUAUGCAUGCAUGGCUGUUUUUGAAGCUAUAGGAGCUAAGAGAGAAAUGGAGUUUAACAUCCACUCGUCAUUUUGGAACUAACAUAUGGUUAAAUAUUUCAAUAAUUAAUUCGCUUGAGGGUAGGGGUCACUUGACAGUGACAGACCUUGUGAUUUACCCAAUACCACUUAAUACCAAUUAAAUACUACCAAAUACUACCUGCUUAUUGUGAAAAACUAACAUAAUAAUGUAAUUAUAUAAAAUAAAUUUGUGGAAAACAUGCAAAAAAAUUGUAUGACAAAUGUGAUUUUGAAUGCCUCGCUAUUCCAAUUAUCUCCCUUGAUCACCCAAUACUUAGAAAUAUUAAACCAUGUUAUCAAGAAUCAUCCAUUUCUGUAAAAUAAUGGGCCAAUAUUACAAAAAAUGAGGUAGAAGUACAAUUAUUUGGAUAACAAUAUGUUUGUUAGAGGAAAAUAAAUUAUUUAUUCACUGAUACUGUAAAAAAAAAUAUUUCAAAUGUUUACACUUUUUGUUGGAAUUAACUCAUUGAUAUUGCAGUAAUUGAAGAAUUCUGCCAGUUUGGGAUAAUAAAUAAGGUAGUAUGUGGUUGUUUUUUGUAGUAUUGGGUGAGCAUAUGGAGAUAUGAGGUAUGUGGUGGUAUUUAAUAGUAUUUAGUUAGUAUUCGGUGGUAUUGGGUAAAUCAGAAUGUCAAUAGUGAAUCCCUGGUAUAAGACAAAUACACUUUCAUUUAUGCACUUAUUGUCUUUGCCAGUGGAUGUACAAAUACAAUUUUAGAUUGUGCUCUACAGAUAAGGUUAUUUUAUUUAUUGAUAUUAAUUUCAAGAGCACAGGCAAUGUUCAGUUUUUUUUUUAUGAUCCUGAAUAUCAGUUUGACACUGUGUAACAGUUAGAGGUUGAACACAAUUAAUGGUUAUGUAGCUCCUGGUGUGUAGUCUUAGGUAGGAAUACUCUAAAAAGGUAACCUUACUUCAUAAUUUAGAUGUGGAUAAUCGUAUAUUCCCUGAAAGUGAGUUUUUAAUUGACUAAAUGAUAAUUAUUAGUACUUUUCACAUCUGACAGUAGUAAGAAUCUCCUCAAAAUAUUAUUUUUAGACCAGGAUGUAGGAGGGUAGGCUAUCAUUGGUCAAAUGGCUUUGAUCUUUUAAGUUAAAAUUCUAAAAUUGCCUAAUACAUGUACAUGUACUAAAUACUUUGUACAAUUUAAUUCUGAGCAAUUAAUAAAAUAUCACAUCUUAAAAUACAGAUGUGACCUCAUCCUUUGAUGUUGGUGUAUCAUUAUUUCAAAUAAUGGUAUGGGCAAUGUGCCAAGCGUAAAUAAUUUAUACUAGUUAAAAUUUCGGACCAGUGUGACAUAUUUCAUUGCAAAGCAUGUGGAGUGUCUGUAUUUUAAGUUGUUUAAUGGUCUCGACCUUAAGAUGUAGUGUAAUAUAUCCAAACAACACAAGUGACGUUUCAAUAUAUUACUCAAUGUCUCGCUCUCAACCAUUAAAGGCUCAAUACCACUCUUGUUGUAACUGAAUAAUAUGUCCCAAUCUUUAUUCUGGUCAAAAAAUUGUACUAUUUUAGAAUAUUUCAAUUAAUUGAUGAUACAAAUUUCAUCUUAACACACCUUAUUUAAAAAUUUUGAAAAAUUCAACAUAAUGGUUUGAAACGUGUAACGUAAACCUUUUCAAAUGAAACUUCGAUUUAAAAAUAUUUUCGAACCCUCUGGACAAGUAAAAUAGGAUGUAAUGGAUAAUUUACACAACAGGUAGGACACUUAAACAUCUAGUACUUAGAUAGAGAUAUUAUUUAUUUUCUGGAGCUUUCAAGCCAGCAAGAGUGUUAUUGCCCCUUUAAAUCACACAUAAUGCAAUGCAUUUGUAUACUUUAGGUUUUCAUUAAUGAUUUACUUUGAUUAUUUCAAACUAAAUUUGUAAUUAUUUCAUAAAAGAUAAAAGGUGCACAAAUUGUUUUAACAUAAUAUUUGUAUAAAUAAAUAUUACUUAUAUUUUU
Patella vulgata (common limpet) is the source of this 4470-nucleotide messenger RNA. Its product is annotated as synaptic vesicle glycoprotein 2C. Lineage: Eukaryota; Metazoa; Mollusca; Gastropoda; Patellidae. Bases 815 to 2140 code for a protein of 441 amino acids. Gene Ontology annotation, molecular function: transmembrane transporter activity. The transcript is spliced from 12 exons. Gene Ontology annotation, biological process: transmembrane transport. Gene Ontology annotation, cellular component: membrane. The record is from RefSeq and is a predicted model, not a curated record.